This is a messenger RNA of Fibroporia radiculosa, 2835 nucleotides long. RefSeq lists its product as uncharacterized. The coding region runs from base 1 to 2835 and encodes 944 amino acids. Lineage: Eukaryota; Fungi; Basidiomycota; Agaricomycetes; Polyporales; Fibroporiaceae. The record is from RefSeq and is a predicted model, not a curated record. The transcript has 19 exons.
AUGGACUACGACCGCUACGAUGCCUUCCUCCACCACAUCUUCAAGCAGACCCAGGGCGACGCCUGGUUCCGCCCAAAUGAGGACAACCUCUCUGCCGGUGUCGCCCUCCGUGUCGACAAUGGUCCCGAAUUCCGUGUCUUCCCCUACGAGAACCUCGCCCUCGAGCCCUUCGAGGCCGCCGUCUCCGCUCUCAACCCCGCCGUCGCUGUCAAGGUUCGCAGCGCUGCCGUCCACGCUGCCCUCUCUGAAGUGGGCCCCGACGACCGCUCCAUCUAUGUCGACGCCAACACUCGCAUCCAGAUCAUCGAGACGAUGAUGGACCUCCCCACCGCGGAUAAGGAGCAGAGCGCUGCCUUCAUUCGCGAUGAGCGUGUGAUGGUCAUCUGGUCUGACUCGAUAGAUGGCAUUAUCCCGACGUCCAAAGAGUUCGAGGAGCGCCUCAUCAAGCUCCUCUGGCGUUCACGGCCGAGUGCAGGCGCGAGCCAUGCCAACAGCUCGAGCAGUCAUCCAAACAGUAUCCAUGGGUCGAUCUCGGGCCACUCUAUGAUGUCGCGGACAUCUGGCCGCCGACUUGGUGUCCCGGGCACACCGGGCCCUCCGGGUACUCCCCGUGGAAUGGGCCGCAUGAGUAUGGAGCUCAUGCCAAGCGAUGUCGAGAAGAGCCUCAACCCGGAGAACAACGGCGUGAAGACCAAGACAGUCCGGACAUGGUACGGUCGCAAGAAGACGAUCAUCAUCCAAGACGAGAUGGGCGCAGCGCUAGACGAGCUCGGACCCUCGAAGCGUCCCACGCUGUUAUAUGCGCCGAUCUACAACGGGUUAGCCGCAGGCAUGGCCAUCUACUUCAUUGGCAACGGUUUGAAGACCCUGCUAGAGGAGUGGGAACUCGACAACAACUACGAGCGGUUCGCGCUGUGCGCAUUGAUGCCCUUGCUGUUCUCUGUUUCUUUGUUUUUCGCCAUCCAGAUCAUUCAGAACGUCUCCAUGGCUAUCGGCCCCAUCGCACAGUACCACGAGAAUUCGAAGUACUAUUCUGCUGUGAAGCCGCGCCCUAAUAAGCUCGUGGAUAACAACUUGCCACACAUUACCCUUCAGAUGCCCGUGUAUAAGGAGAGUUUGGAGAGCGUUUUAGCACCAUCAAUAGAAUCAAUGAAAAAGUGUAUGCAGACGUACGCCCGCCAGGGCGGGACGUCAACUAUUCUGAUCCAUGACGACGGUCUCAGGCUGCUGCCGGUUGAGGAGCGUGAUGCACGUAUUGCGUACUACGCAAACCACGGCAUUGGCUGGGUCGCGCGGCCGAAGCACGAUGACGCGCCGGACGGGUUCAAGCGUGCGGGGCGGUUCAAGAAGGCGUCGAACAUGAACUACGGUCUGAAGCUGUCGCUGCUCGCGGAGAAGCACCUCGAGACGCUGCAAGCGCAGGAGCGCGAGCGCGGCCCGCGCUCACCACGCACGUCGCACGAAGAGCAGCGCUACGGUAUGCAGUACCAGCAUCGUGAUGGGGGCAACGCGAGCGUUGUGAACGUCGGCGGUGACGAGGACGCGGAGAAGGUGAACAUGGACGACUGGGAGCUCGAGGAAAAGGCGCUGCAGCUGGCGAUCGACGAGAUGUACGAGGCCAGUGGGCGGCGCUUCCGCCCGUGGGCUGCGAACGGUCGUGCGUGCCGUAUUGGCGAGAUUAUCCUCAUCGUCGACUCGGAUACGAUCGUGCCCGAGGACUGUCUGCGUGAUGCCGCAAGAGAGAUGGCCGAGUGCCCGGACGUGGGCGCCAUCCAGCACGAGUCCGAUGUCAUGCAGGUCGCCCACCAUUACUGGGAGAACGGUAUUGCCUACUUCACACGCCGUAUCAACAAGUGUAUCUCGUACACUUGUGCGAACGGUGAGGUUGCCCCCUUUGUCGGACACAAUGCCUUCCUGCGCUGGAGAGCCGUCCAGGACGCUGCGUUCAUCGAUCCGGCUGACGGCGAAGAGAAGAUCUGGUCCGAGUCGAACGUGUCUGAAGACUUCGACAUGGCCAUGCGUCUCCAGAUGCGCGGAUUCAUCAUUCGGUGGGCGACAUACUCGCUUGGUGGCUUCAAGGAGGGUGUGUCGCUCACGUGUGACGACGAGCUGAACCGAUGGCAGAAAUAUGCGUACGGAUGUAGCGAGCUGCUGUUCAACCCCAUCGCUCAGUGGUGGCGCAAAGGCCCGAUCAGCCCCCAGAUCCACAAGUUCAUGUGGUGUUCCGCCCCAAUCCACUACAAGGUGUCCAUGAUGGCGUACAUGUUCUCGUACUACGGUCUCGCGGGCGCGCUCACAAUCUCGACAAUCAACUACUUCAUCCUCGGGUGGCAGCUCGAGAUUGACGGGUUUUACAUGCACAGUUUCGAAAUCUGGCUCGCGACCACCGUCGUCUUCAUCGGCACUGGUAACAUCGGCUUCACCCUGCUCCAAUAUCGUCUCGGCGAAGGGCCCCUUGUCAUGUCUUUCCUCAUCAACGUCAUGUGGAUUCCGUUUUUCUUCUUCUUCUUCGGUGGUUUGUCUAUCCCUAUCAGUCAAGCCGUUCUGUCGCAUCUGUUCUCGUACAACAUGACGUGGGGUGCGACGAAGAAGGAAGUCGAGCGAUCAAAUUUCUUUGAGGAGAUUCCGAAGAUUCUCAAGCGCUUCUGGUUCCCGUGGACAUGUAGUUUCAUUCUCGUGGCCACCAUGGUCAUCCUCAGCACAAAUCUGCUGCCUGUGGCGUGGCAGAUUAAUGGGUCUGCAUGGGCCGUCAUCUUCCCUCUGGCGCUCAUGGUCGGCUGCCAUAUAUUGUACCCGAUCGUGCUCAACCCAUGGUUGAUGGUCUUCUCAUAUUAA